UAGAAUAUUUUCACCUAUAAAAUAAAACCCGACCGUCGGGCAGGGGGAUUUGAAAAUCUGACAGUACGGGUUAAAAUCAACCAGUCUCGGACGGUCGGGCAGGCAGGUAUUUCGAACGCUGCACCAACCCCUCCAGCCACCUAUAUUUAGGUACAUUUUAGUUCACUGUUCUGUUUCAGCAUGCAUGUUCCAGUGUUUUUCUAUUGAAUUCAAUUAUGCGUUUUUAUUCUAUUUCUCCAGUCUGGGUCAUCUUAAAUAAGAACCCCUCUCCGCCGCCUGCUCAACGCCAUUCUCCCGUCAACACGUCAAGGCCAAAUGAUGACAGCACUUUUGUAAUCUGAUACGACAUCUCCAAAUAAACUGCAGCGCGGCCCCGGAACAAAUCCCUUCAGUGAAGGUUCACAUGAACAAAUCUCCCACCUCCUAACUGAUAAAGACGAGGACGGCUGGAUAAUUAAUCUGCAAGCUGUUUGUAACAGACGACACGUUCUUUACUUCCGGCUGGGAAUGCAUUUAUAUUAUACAAUAUCAUCUUCAAUUAGUUCCAACUAUUUUAUCAUCAAGCGUGUCAAAUAGGCAUGGACGUUGUGAAACAAACAAUGAAGACAUAUGGCACACAAAAGAGCUCGGCACAUGUAAGAGUUUACUGGCUAAAGUUGAUGGAAUAUUCCAGUGCAAACUGUGUCCAGAAUCAACGUCACGGCGGUACAAUGUCAAGGAAGGACACAUCAACAAGCACACACAACAUGCCGUCAAAGUUGGGGAUUUAUGGGUGUUAAGCUGCUUUUUGGAUUGUACUCCGAAACAAGACCGGUGCCAUUACCACUGCCCGUGUGGUAAACUCUUUCGGAGAAAGUUCACAUUUGUCCGACACACGACCACGGUUUGCCCUUUUGUUCUGACAACAAACCAGACAGCUUCUGAGGAAAGAACUUCAGCAGAGUCCCCUAACAUCCAAAAAGUGAAGAGAGAGCAAGUUCCGAAAGAGACAUGUUUUGUCUGCAAUGCAAUGAUCUCUAAGAAAAACAUUAAAAGACAUAUUGAGACACACAAUGCACGGGAUGAAUUGAAAACCAAGUCAUACCAACGUGGAAUAUGCGUUGAUAAACACCGCGGUCUCUACAUGAUCAGCAAGUCCAGUAUCGGUCCAGAUUACCCACUUCAUGUACAAAUGAACACUGUCACACAGCAGAUACAAUGUGAACAUGAAAAUUGCAAUUUAGCUUUGGGUGUUGCAGCAAGGGGCAAUGUAGGUAUUUAUCAGUGCCCCCAUUUGCAAUCAGUUAUGUUUGCAAGUGAAUGCCCGAAAGAAGUACACCUCCAGUCAGAACAUGCUGAAAAUCUUUGUCAACAGAAGGUAAUACAUUCUACUAACAUGCAGGUUGCCCAGAAGCUUGUAGGCACUGCAGAACAAAGCAAAAUACCUGUCGUCGUUUUAUGGGAGCAGAAGCACUCUGUAAACAGCGUUUAUUUCUCCGUGUAUGAUGGAACGAAGGAAUACUGGGCUAAACUCGGUCGCGCUGUAGUCACAUUCUUCAAGGACAAAGGACAGCUGAAUUGCGUUUGCUGUAAAACCACCAAAUCUUGCGUACACAAGACUCUUGUCAAAUGGUAUUUGGCACAGGAACACCCAGAGUUGCUGCACAUUAGCUCCAAGGGAAGCGGUUACAUCUGUAGUGAGAAUGAAGGGGUAUCAGUUGGACAUUAUCGUAGCGAGGAACCAACAACAUCGGUCACCUUUGAAACCCGAACCUUACAAGAUUCCGGAAGCAGCUUCUGUAAGACAUACCCACCAUCCGGACAAGGUGCACGUUUAAUGGCCAAUUAUCUAAUGUCCAGGAAGAAAAUACCACCAGAUUUUAAAGUUCCGGAAAAUGCCCAAUUAGGACAUCUAGAAAACCUGUCGCCUAUCGAAACACAUUGUGUAAUGUGUGCAGAUGGAGGAGAACUUGACCAGUAUCUGGUAACCAGAAAGGGGAAGAUAUACGAUAAAGGUCAUGUGUAUACAGAUAUAGCUGUUUUCAUAAAGAAGUGCAAAGCGUGCGGUCACUUCUACAGGUACCAAGAGCACAGGGAUGGUAUACACAAUUUUGACGACCACGUGUUCCUGUCAGUUCGCCUGUGCCACUGGUUCAGAGUUAACUUGAAGAAUCAUACAGCCGUAGGAAGGGCUGCCGACAUCUUAUCAGAAGAUUCCGGCUUACAUUUUCCCGGAGACAAAAUGUUACAGGGAUAUCUGCACUUUGAGGCAAUGUGCGAUCACAAGUACAACUUUACCUGUGACAUCUGUGGCCGUUUUCCAUGUUGCCUGGUGACAGAUGCAAAUAGGAAAUGUGCAUUUCCAUUAGCAUUGUCACAAGUACCAGGGACAGAAACAGCUACAGAUGGAAUCAACAUGGAUGUGUUUUGGAGCCAAACGGUGGAGGCGUCUAUUUUACUUCGAGGUUUUGGAAAAGAAGCAGCCAACGUCGGGCGUGUUACACCUAGUUAUGACAACUGGGCUCCUUUCAUUGGAUUAGCCAGAAAAGAUGAAAAUGCUUUCAACACUGAAGCUGAAAAAGUACGAUCUCUCAGAACCCAUCUUCAAGAUACAGAUUUUGAUACAGGGGAUAAGGAACUGACUGAAGAUUUCCUGAUCCAAAUGUUAUGUGAAAAGAAGGUUCUGGAUGUACGGCACUGGUGUACAAAGAUGGAAGUAGACGCCAAAGGGACCAAAUUAGAGAUGAUCAACAGCUUGAAGGAAAAGUUGAAAAGCAAAUCAACCUUCAACAAGUUAUUUUCAAGCAUAUGGGGCCAUUCUGGUGGAUGGGUAUCAGCGUCCUGCCCCCAUAGAAUAGUGUACGCGUUCAAAGCUAUUCUGAGGCCUGAAAGUGUCAGAGACCAUGUCGACAUAAUUCUAUCUAUGUCAAGACAACCGCCAGUCAUCAUUAGUGACGUAGCCCCAAUGAUGUCACGCCAUGGUAACAAGCGGCGGAAGAACAUGUUCUCGCCCAACGAAGGACGCUUGGGUGAAGCGACUGCAGACAACAUAAAAAAAGCUAAGGAGGGGGUAUUUUCAAAGAGUAUACCUUGCAUGAAGGAAUGGGUGACAGUAGCACCAGUCUCCGACAAUGAAUUGCCAACCUCAAAUGAAACGUUCUGUUUGCUGGAUAGGUUUCAUGAAGGGAAUACAAAAUCAGAUGAGGAACUCCUAAGGCGUAUAACAUUUGUUCCCGAAAUGAAGGGCUCAAUAAAUUCACAAGUUGAAGAGCAGCUGCACAGGGAAAUGAACCGGAACAACUACUUUCUAGAUUCGAUGUCGCCGGGUAACUACAUGUUUGUCCUGCGAUUGCUUCUACAUUUUCACAAUGAACAUACAAACAGGAAAAUGACAGAAGCAAUCAAAGGAAAACUGAACACAGACAUUUCGUAUGGUGAAAUACGUCAUGACAAGUUUGGCCGCCUGCAUCUUUCAGAUUUGGACAAUGCAGCAGAAAAAGAAGAGAAAACAGACCUUUGGACGAGGACUGAAGACGCACAGAAGCACAAGAAAAUAUCGCUCAAAUAUCACAAAGUUACCUUGAAACAACUGCAAGAAGCACUGCAGAAGGCUAGUCCAUCAAACGUGACAACGUUUUGCCAAGGGACAUCAGAACGACUUCUGGCCUCGGUAACCGAACACGGGCUGCGUUUUAGAGGGAGAACUCCCGGAGAUGGCAACUGUUUUUUCCACGCAGUUGUAGAUCAGCUUCAACGCCUCGAUACCAGAUCAGUGUUUGACCACAGGGGACUAAGGAUGGCAGUAGUUGACAGCCUACGGAGGUAUCCUUAUGAAGGAGGCACACACCUAUCCAAUUUUGUCGAUGUGCAACGGCACAAAACCUGGAACCUUUACUUGGAGGCCAUGUCUACACCGGGUGAAUACGUUGAUCACCUUGUAGUACAGAGAACAUCGCAGUUUCUCAAAAAGGACAUUGCCGUUUUCACAAGUUCCGAAGAUGGAACCGCGUCCGACAGCAAUGUUGUAAUGAUAUGUGGUGGACCAGGAGCGGCUAUUAUGUUAGGUCACUAUCAUGAAGCACAUUAUCAAAGUCUAGAUUUCCAACGUGCUGGACAAGUGGAAUAUUCCACCGCGCAAGCAGAUUCAUCACCAUUGCCAGCGGAGGAUGUGUUUCAAGAUAUCUGUAAUGAUGACAGAAGAUUGGACGAAAUAGUAGUGACGAUAGGUCCCUACCGAAUAUCAAAAUUGGAUAUUCUGACAAUAGCACCAAUACUUCCGAAAGAAACAGAAGACCAGCUGAGAGUGAAAAUUGACAAAGAGACCAGAUGGACUGUGGGCUGGUUAAAUGAUCAGAUAAUAAACGUCUUCUUGUAUGUGCUGUGUCAAAGGCGGGGGAGAAACGCAGCUUUAUCAAGCCAAGUUAUAGAGGGAUGGCAACAUUUCAAGUCCAAAAGGAGACGCCGGGCGCCACUUGUUCAAAAGGAAAAACUCUCGGAAGCAGAGAAAGUGUUUAUACCGAUUCACAGACAUGGAAGCCAUUGGACAUUGCUGGUGUUGGAUGUACAAGCCAAACGAAUGCGCUUCUAUGACCCCUUGAACCGGAGAUUAGACGAAGACGUGGUCAACACAACAAGGUAG
This is a messenger RNA of Haliotis rufescens (red abalone), 4618 nucleotides long. RefSeq lists its product as uncharacterized. The record is from RefSeq and is a predicted model, not a curated record. The transcript is spliced from 20 exons. Gene Ontology annotation, molecular function: cysteine-type peptidase activity. NCBI's taxonomy places the organism in Eukaryota, Metazoa, Mollusca, Gastropoda, Lepetellida, Haliotidae. Bases 1010 to 4618 code for a protein of 1202 amino acids. Gene Ontology annotation, biological process: proteolysis.